Molecule: messenger RNA, 4577 nt
Organism: Solea solea (common sole)
Lineage: Eukaryota; Metazoa; Chordata; Actinopteri; Pleuronectiformes; Soleidae
Gene: usp49
Product: ubiquitin specific peptidase 49
Exons: 7
Coding region: 450-2489 (679 amino acids)
Biological process (GO): protein deubiquitination
Cellular component (GO): cytoplasm
Molecular function (GO): cysteine-type deubiquitinase activity; zinc ion binding
Source: RefSeq, a predicted model, not a curated record
GCUGUUCCCUCUGCCCUAAGUGCAGCGGCCCAGCUUCGGUCACAGUGGUUCCAUGUGGUGGCGGUGGGCGGUGGACUGUCCGGGUCCAGGUCCGUCCUGCUGCCUGUUGUUCAGCUACUCCGCCAAUGAGAGCCCGGCUGCUUCUCAGUCCCAGUCCAAUGAGAGCGGCAGGCUCUGGACUCGGAUCGGGAGUUGGGUUGUUCAAUCUGUGAGGGGGGACAACAAGCUCAGCGCUGACUGAACUGGAUGGAUGGUUGCUGGCGAUGAACUUUCCUGCUGGUGCUGGUGGUGACUGUGGUAAUGGGUGAUCAAGCUGCAUGUUGCAAUUGAGCUCUCCGCAGAUGUUGUGAUGUCCCAAACCCGAGCGAGCGAGCUAUAUUUACAAAUGAGUUGCUGCUUGGCUACGGGACGUGUGUCCUAUCACUGAGGCCACAUGUGUAUCUGGAGAGAUGGAUCGCUGUAAGCACGUGGGACGCCUACGUCUGGGCCACGAUCAUUCUAUCCUCAAUCCUCAAAAAUGGCACUGUGUGGACUGCAGCACCACCGAUUCAGUGUGGGCCUGCCUCAAGUGCUCCCACGUGGCCUGUGGACGUUUCAUGGAGGAGCACUCGCUCAAACACUUUCAGGAGUCACAACACCCACUGGCUAUGGAGGUGCGUGAGCUGGAUGUCUUCUGCUUUGCCUGUGGAGACUAUGUACUCAAUGACAACGCAGAAGGAGACCUCAAACUCCUCCGAGGGGCGCUCUCUACUGUUCGCAGCCCAGGUAGACGCUCGCUACGGUCCUCAACUGGAGGGGAAUGUACCAGCUGGGUCGGGGAAGGUGGGUCGCAGCCCGCCAUGCAGCUGGCUUUACGUCACAGGAGGAAAGCGCUCCUUGGGAAGAUGUUCCGGAUAUGGAUCGACAAAAAUCAGGAGCUGCAGAAUCAACGCAAGGAGAAACUUGAGGAAGCUAGAAGACAAAAGAAAGAGGUGAAAAGAAGACUCAUGGAAGAGCUUGGCAACGUACCUCCCAGAAAGAGUGCUAGGCUUCUUACUCAGGCGCCACGUUCCAUGAUUACACUCAUUCCUCGCAAAUUUCGCGACCCUCCAGACCGCCUACCUCCUCCUCUUCCUCCCAAGAAGCCUUCCAUUCUAACUCUGUCCCGUAAGGCUCCUCAGAAUGGCAGAGCUGCUAAACUGAGGAGAUACUACUCCACACAUACCGCAACCCGCCGGAGACCCGCUCCGGGUGUCACUGGUCUGCGCAACUUGGGGAACACAUGCUACAUGAACUCAAUAUUGCAGGUGCUGAGCCACCUGCAGAAAUUCAGGGAGUGUUUUCUCACUUUGGACCUGUGUGAGACUGAGGAGCUCCUGGCCAAGACCAAUCACUCCCAGGGGAUGAAGGGGGUCACAGGAGGCGUCGUCAGCAGUGGUAACACGGCGCUGUCGGGAUGCCCGCUUGGACGCAUGGGGAAGGCAGGCUGUUGGAAUUUGCCCGUGGGCAAAAAAGAAAGCACUCCGCCUUCCCCGCAGGCUGCAGAGUUGGUCCAGCCCAAGGAGCCUCGCUGCUCCACCCGCCAGCAGAUGUCUCUGUGCCAUGAGUUGCAUACACUUUUCAGGGUCAUGUGGUCAGGGCGGUGGUCUCUGGUAUCUCCCUUCGCCAUGCUUCACUCCGUGUGGAACCUCAUCCCAGCUUUCCGUGGCUAUGACCAGCAGGACGCCCAGGAGUUCCUCUGUGAACUGCUGGACAAGGUGCAGCAGGAGCUGGACACGGAGGGGUCCAAACGCAGGAUAGUCAUCCCCAUCACCAAGAGGAAACUGUCUAAGCAAGUGCUAAAGGUUCUGAACACCAUCUUUCAUGGGCAGCUACUCAGCCAGGUGACAUGUCUGUCCUGCAAGCACAAGUCGAACACAGUAGAGCCAUUCUGGGAUCUGUCCUUGGAGUUUCCAGAGCGAUAUCACAGCGUAGACAAAGCUUCGGGCUCGUCGGCUUACCAGCGCAGCUGCACCCUCACUGAGAUGCUCUCCAAGUUUACAGAGAUGGAGGCUCUUGAAGGAAGCAUCUAUGCCUGCAACCACUGCAACAGAAGAAGACGGAAAUCAUCCCACAAACCCUUAGUUCUGUCAGAGGCGUGUAAGCAGCUUCUGAUCUACCGCUUACCUCAGGUUCUACGGCUGCACCUCAAACGCUUCAGAUGGUCGGGGCGGAACCAUAGGGAGAAAAUCGGCGUCCACGUGGCCUUUGACCAGGUUCUGAACAUCAAACCGUACUGCUGUACAGGCUCAGGUCACUCUGUCCACAGAGGAGGCUACACCUAUGAUCUGUCUGCUGUCGUCAUGCAUCAUGGUAAAGGCUUUGGCUCAGGGCAUUACACCGCAUACUGCUACAACACAGAAGGAGGUUUUUGGGUCCACUGUAACGACUCUGACAUGAAGGUUUGCAGUGUGGAGGAAGUGUGCAACACUCAGGCCUAUAUUCUCUUCUAUACCCAGAGGUCCGCGUAGGCACCUCUCGCUGUGAUGUCGACCUGCAUACGGCAGCGUAGGGCUGCAUUUAUUAAAAUGUUCGCUGAUGUUUUCCCAGAUGUCAUUGCACACAAUCACCUUAAACUGAUUUAUCUAAAAAAAGAUAAGAAUGAGGGCAGUAGGACAGCCGCCGCCACCAUCGCGAGUCGAGUUGAACAUUUUAGCAGCGUAACCAAGAAGAGAGAGAUGGAAAUAAACGGUGUCCUGCUGUAAAUUUUGCAAUUCAGAAAUGUUUUUUUGUUUUUUAUUAAAGAAAGGAAAUCAAACACAUUUUCAUAAAUGCAGCCACAGCUUUCUCCAACUGUGGGACCAGCAUAUUGGUUUAUGGCCUAAAGACUGUGGGAGCAGGUCUCACUCUGUCCUGCUGAACACCAACACGUGUGUGUGUGUGCGUCCAUGUUUUUUUUUCAGUCUCGUCAGGUCUUGUUGUGUCUGGAAACAACCGGUCACUCAACAAAACACUUUCGUGGGCAACACAGACUCUGGGACGGUGCAUUUUCUGUAACUGUACAUUUGAUCUCAAUGAACUACGACUUAAUAACGACGGAAGGUACAUCAUGUGACGUCAUAGCGUAAAUCCACUUGAAUGAAAGUGUGCUGACCGUCUGGACUCUGUGUUGCCUCGUUUUCAGCUUUUUUUAAUUAUGGUGUGUUUCCAUCUACGACUCGACUCGACUCGCCGCGGCACGGUUAAGUUGCGUUUCCAUUAGCAUAGUACCUGGCACCAGGUAUUUCUUCUUUUCUUCUUUUUUGAAGUACCUGCUCUGGCAAGGUUCCAAGCAUGCUGAGUAGGUGCUAUGCAUAAUCACUGCCGGCCACUGAUUGGUCAGAGUGCCGUCACAGGAAGAGACGUCCGACACAAGAAUCAAAGCCGAACAAUGCCAAACUGUAGAUCUGUUAAAAAGACGUAACAAUCCUAAAAAUGUAGGUUAAUCUCCAACGAUUAUCAGAGAAAUGUCUAAAAUCUGAUUCAGUUACACUGAAAACAACUGCUUUACAAGUCACGAGUCACUCGCUUGUGUCGCGUGUAAAACCUGACUCCGCCCAUGACUCCGCCCACAUUGAGUAAGUACUUUUUUGUAGUGGAAAUGCAACGUUAACCGAGGCGAGGCGAGCUGGGACCAUAGUGGAAAAGGGCCAUUAUUGUGACGUCGGUUCUGAAAACUUUCACUACUCAUCAUCAUCAUCAUCACCAUCAUCAUCAUCACGGUUCGUAUUUCAUGUCGUCCUCUCCUCACUUGUACUGCUGUGACUGAAUACUGUGCGAUUACAGUGAACAGGACUCAUUUUUGUUUUCUUUUAAAAAGUCAAUGUGUCAUAAAAAAAAAAAAAAAAAGUCCAGAGUUUUAGACACUUGAUUGAAGGUGAGUGACGGAGAGCUGCACUUUUUUGAGGAGGGGGCUAUAUUACUGUUGGUCCUAUCUUUUGUGAUUGUUCAUCUUUUUAGCUUCUGUAACAUCUUUAAAUGGCAGCUCCCCCUUGUGGUUUAACAGUUAAACUAGUCUGAGCCCACGUCCUGAUGCACUCGACUUGACUGCAGCUGAGUUUUUAAAACCACGACAUCUGGAGGAGGAGGAGGAGGAGUGAACGGGGCAGACUGGGAUACUGAAGAAUGUUGUUUUUGCCAGUCUUGGGGUACCCAUUUUGAGUUGAGCACCUGAAAGCAAUAUAUUGUACAUCCUGCAUCUUGAUGGGAAAUUAAGAUAAAAUCAGGAAUUUCUUCUGCUUGUUAUACAAUGUUUUUUUUUGUUGUUUUUUUUCUACUCUGCUGUUUCUAUCAAGGUUCUUUAGAAUUUGCUAGGUAAUCAAGAAGAAAAAAAUACCCUGCCGCAUUUGAUACGAGUCAAACGCGACAACACAUUUGUGAACUCUAUGUAAAAGUUGGAACAAUCUAAUGACGAUGAAUGUCUUACUUUUUAGUGGUCAGAUGUGGCCAUGCCACUCCCUCUGAUCCCCCGCCCCCAAGUUCUGUCUUGUACUGUAAAAAAAAAAAAUACCUGUCAUAAAUGUAAUGAUCAUAUGGGUUUUGCCUGAAGGUAAUUAUUAAAAAGACAAAACAAAUUUCAA